Messenger RNA from Rubroshorea leprosula, 1944 nucleotides. Lineage: Eukaryota; Viridiplantae; Streptophyta; Magnoliopsida; Malvales; Dipterocarpaceae. The record is from the annotation of a GenBank genome assembly.
GUGUAGCUUUUUCUCUUCCUCUACAUCUUAUAAAAAGCUCACCGGUACUUCUUGGUUUCUUAUUCGAAAGUUCCAUAUCUCUAGAGCAUCAAAUAAGUGGCAUUGUGCAGCUGCAAUGGGAAGAGCAGUCGCUCUCGGUUUGAUCUGCGGGGUUUUGGCUGUUUUGAGUUUGUCCCUGGUGAAUGCAGAAGACCCAUAUCUCUACUACACCUGGACUGUGACUUAUGGUACCAUUUCUCCUCUAGGAGUUCCUCAAAAGGUUAUCCUUAUCAACGGUCAAUUCCCGGGACCAAGGCUUGAUGUCGUUACUAACAACAAUAUCAUCCUCAACCUCAUCAACAAGCUUGAUGAGCCUUUCUUAUUGACAUGGAAUGGAAUUAAACAAAGGAAGAACUCAUGGCAGGAUGGUGUAUUGGGAACCAACUGUCCAAUUCCACCAAACUCAAACUACACCUACAAAUUUCAAGCCAAAGAUCAGAUUGGAACCUUCACAUAUUUCCCAUCAACUCUUAUGCAUAAAGCUGCUGGAGGAUAUGGAGUACUCAAUAUCUACCAUAGAUCUGUUAUCCCAAUUCCCUAUCCAGCCCCUGCUGGGGAUUUCAGUUUACUUUUUGGUGAUUGGUUCAAGGCCGGCCAUAAGGCAUUACAGCAAAGUUUGGACUCAGGAAAAACUCUUCCAUUCCCCGAUGGAGUCCUUAUAAAUGGCCAGACUACAGCUACCUUUAGUGGAGAUCAAGGAAAAACUUACAUGUUCAGGUUCUCAAAUGUGGGCUUGUCAACCUCAUUAAACUUCAGGAUUCAGGGCCACACAAUGAAGCUAGUUGAGGUUGAAGGAUCUCAUGUAAUCCAGAAUGAAUAUAGCUCUCUUGAUGUACAUGUUGGACAAUCUGUGGCUGUCUUAGUAACCUUCAAUCAGGCGCCAAAAGACUAUUACAUUGUGGCAUCCACAAGAUUUACCCGUAAUGUUCUUACUGCAACUGCAGUCUUGCACUACACAAACUCACACACCCAAGCUUCAGGACCUCUGCCUGCUACUCCUGCAGGUGGAUUCCACUGGUCAAUGCAGCAAGCUAGAACAUACAGGUGGAAUUUGACAGCAAAUGCAGCCAGGCCUAAUCCACAGGGAUCAUUCCAUUAUGGGUUGAUCACACCUACAAAGAGAAUUGUCUUGGCAAACUCAGCACCUUUCAUAAAUGGAAAACAGCGCUACGCAGUCAAUGGUGUCUCCUAUGUCAAUCCUGAUACUCCUCUGAAGCUUGCUGAUAAUUUUAAUAUCCCUGGAGUUUUCAGCUUCAAUACCAUCCAAACUGUUCCUUCUGGUGCCACUACCGCAACCCUUGGAACCUCUGUCAUCCCAUGUUCUCUACAUGAUUUCACUGAAAUAGUUUUUCAGAACAAUGAGAAAACCUUGCAAUCUUGGCAUCUUGAUGGUUAUGAUUUUUGGGUUCUUGGUUAUGGCUCUGGACAGUGGACUGAAGCUAAGAGAAGUACCUACAAUCUAGUUGAUGCUCCUACUAGACACACCGUUCAGGUAUAUCCAAAUUCUUGGACUGCCAUAUAUAUUUCCAUGGACAACCAAGGUAUGUGGAACCUGAGAUCUGCAAUAUGGGAGAGGGAGUAUCUUGGACAACAAUUAUACCUCAGAGUCUGGACCUCAGUUAAGAGUCAGGCUAAUGAAUAUGACAUUCCUUCCAAUGUUCUACUCUGUGGCAAAGCUGUAGGACAACACCCUUAGUUUGAUCAUUUACCAUAUCCAUACUAAGUCCAUCUCAGUCAUGAGGGUUUGACUACGGGAGAAAAUGUGUAAGAGAAACAAAAGAGCACAUUUACGUGCUGGCUUUAUUUGUAUAUCUUAGAAACAAUAGAUUAAGAUUCCAUUAUAUUGUACUCUUAUGUUAGUUUCAAUUGAUUGAAUUGAUUUUCUAAGAAAGUUAAUGGAUUAUU